GCGGCAAAAUGUCAUAUUUCACUCGCAGCUCUCUCAGAGGACGACCUCCCCUCUACUGUACACCUCCUGUACAUCUGCUGCGCCUCUAUUGUACUCCACUGCAGGAAUCACUUCUUCUCCUCUUUCUUUGCGUCUUUCUCUCAGUUACCGGAGGUUUUUUGGUUCUUUUUGGAACACAAGCGCAAAGAAAAAGUCACUGGUGAAGUCUUCUGCUGGUGUUAAUGAGUGAGUGGAAACUAAUUCAGAACAUGACUGAGUUUUUGAGUGUUUUUAAUAUAUGAAAAGGAGCUGAACUGAGCUGCGGUUUGAACUGAGGAGAAAAAGACUCAGCAGACCCGAGCCGAGGCUCUCCUCCCGCUCCUGGUUCCCUCCUCUCCACCUUCAGACCUCACUCACACUCACUGUUUUUACUAAAAGCUUCUAAGUGCAGACUGUUUUUCCUUCAUAGAGUGGUACAAUCGUGGGCUCUCUCCAGCCUCACGUCCUUCCUUUCCUUCCGUUCCUCCGUCCAGCAGCAGUGCGGCUGUGCGUAAAAACCCUCCCCCUCAUUUCCGAAACUGAACCUCUCCAGCCCGGGCUGUGACGGCGGGGACCACCGGCACCGACAGCACUUUGUGUCUCCUGUAUGACUUUCUUUAAAGCCAACAGCAAGCCACCAUGGAUGUGCUGAAGAGCCGGUUUUUGGGGAUCUCCGUGGCCGUUGCGCACGGCGUUUUCUCCGGCUCUCUGAACAUCUUGCUGAAGUUCCUCAUCACUAAUUAUCACUUCAAGUUCCUGACGCUCAUCCAGCUCCUGACCAGCAGCACAGCGGCGCUCACGUUGGAGAUCCUGAGGCGGCUUGGGAAGGUCACGGUCCCGCCGUUCAGCCUGCAGCUCACUAAGGAGUUCGGCCCGGUGUGUAUUCUCUCCACGCUGCAGUCCACUCUAACGCUGUGGUCUCUGCGCGGCCUCAGCCUGCCCAUGUAUGUCGUGUUCAAACGCUGCCUGCCGCUCUUCACACUCAGCAUCGGAGUAUGUGUGCUGAGGAACGGUGUGCCGUCCAUCGGUGUGGUGAUUGCUGUGAUCAUCACCACUGGUGGAGCUGCGCUGGCUGGUGCUGGAGAUCUCACUGGUGAUCCCUUUGGUUACGUCACCGGUGUGUUGGCGGUCAUCAUCCACGCCUCCUACCUGGUUGUGAUCCAGAAGGCCAGCCAUGACAGCGAGUACGGGCCGCUCACAGCGCAGUACGCCAUCGCCAUCAUGGCCUCACCGGUGCUUCUCGUGUGCUCCUUCAUCUCCCUGGACACCAUCAACAUGUGGACAUACGAGGGCUGGAAGGACCCCCACAUCACAGUCAUCUUCGUUUUCUGCAUCUUCAUUGGCUGCGCCAUGAACUUCACCACGCUGCACUGCACCUACAUCAACUCUGCUGUCACCACCAGCUUCGUCGGUGUGGUCAAGAGCAUUGCCACCAUCACUGUUGGCAUGCUGGCAUUCAGCGAUGUCGCGCCAACAGGGCUGUUCAUUGGCGGCGUGGUGGUCAACACCAUCGGCUCCAUCACUUAUUGCGUGGUUAAAUACUUUGAGACAAAGAAGAAGAGUUUGUACGAGGACCUGGAGGAGGCUGGGAAGGAUGGAGGGCUACCUGGCGAGCCUUACAGAGAGAAACCAUCUCUGAACGGUGACGGGCCAUCUGCCGGCGAUGGAUCUGACCCAGGACAUCCAGAGGUAGAGGGAGUGUUGAGCAGCGACAGGAAGGAGGAAGUAGUUGGAUUGGCUAACGGAGAGGUGUGGACAGGACAAGGAGAUGGAGAAGCAGGCGCUAAUUCCCGCGUCAUGACGGAAAAGGAGGUGCUGGAGAUGCAGAGAGAGCACCUCCACCAGGAGAACACCACCCCCAGUCAGUCGGUUAGUGACAGCUAUGUCGGGGUGUGGAGGUCCAUCAGACAUCUGCAGUUCAUGAAGAAAGACCCUCUGAUUGAUAACAUGGAGCAGCAGAGUCCAUGAGCGCAGGACAGAGACCUGGACAGACUCUAAAAAAGAAAAUUCGGAAUAAUUAAAAAUUCUUGAACAUGCUGCAGAAGAAAAAAAAAGACAGAAUAAAAACAAAGACCGAGGAAAGCUCUGUGUCCACCGGGAACUUCUUUUAUUAGCAGUGCUGAACAAAUGCUUGUUGGAAACAUGUUUGCUGCUGUUGCUGUGAUACCUCAAUGAAAGCCCACGCUUUUUGUGCUAAAAGUUCAGUUUCAUCAGACGAGGCUUUGAGUGCAGAGAACAGGCUUUUGAUUUUGUUAAAAGCAGUCAACAGAAAGUAAUUUUCUUUGUUUGUUUUGAGAAUAAAAAGAGGUUCCUGGUGGAGGAAAGUGGAUGAAGAGUUUUGGGAGAAGCUGCCUGUUGGAGAUAAAUUCUGCCUCUCGUUUCAGCUCUGUGGCGUGCGGUGGGGACCAAGCUAGCCGCGGCUUGGCAUGAUUUGGUUUGCGUCCCUGCUGAUCAGCCAGCUAUCCAAACAAAGGCAGGUCUUGUAGAAAAAGAGUGCAUCUUGUGCAAACGUCCAAUCAGGGAGCAGCAAACAAAGAGCAGCAGACGCCUGAAAGUUUCUGUUUUGUUCUGUGUGAAACCUGGGUGAAUUCUUGUUUCUGAUUGGCUGGAGGUGUGAAUUAAAACCUGUAAUGCACACGUGGAUCAGAUUGUUAAAGCAUGCGCUGGUCACUAAAUGCUAACUAAUCUGCUGUGUUCACACUAAAGUUGUUUGAGUGUGAAGGUGUUUGUGUCCCUCUAACCCUGCAGGUCCUCUGUCAGUCUGUUGGUUUACCUUUUAUAUCUGUUCACCAUCAUGGAUACAAAACCAUGUCUGCGCCUGUUUUGACGUAUUCAGGGAAAUGGAGUGAAAAAAAUAAUAAUUUGCUGUCAUGUUGAGCUUCAAAAUAAUUUCCCGCUCUGAUAUGACUGAGGUGUUAUAUCUUCUUGUUUCUGUCUUUGUGCUGUGUUCACACCAAACUGAAGCAAAUUUUCACCUCACAUUGCUGGAUUAUUUUGCAAACGGCGAGUAUUUGCCCCCAAGAGCUGUGUUAAUGUUUGUACCAACACAUUCUCACUCCGACAUCGCCACAUAUCAACGUUUUGCCAUGGACUUUCCAGAUAAGAUAAGAUAUGACGUGCAAGACACCCUGCGUGUGUUGGUUGUUGACGUUCUGGGACACCGUGUCAACUUCAGCCUGUUUUACAUGCAUUGUCUGUUUUCAAAAAACACUUCCGUUUUCACAGGAAAUGUACAGUUUGCAUACAGUCUCUUUCAAAAUAAAAGCACUACAUCGGUACAACACCGCAAAUUGGCGUUUUUUUCCCUCAACAACACACGUAUGGUUGGGUUUAGGAAAAAAAAAAAAAAGACCAGAUUGGUUGUGCUCACUAUCUGGGGAAAUCCAGUCUCAGCCCAACCACGUAAAAAGAACAGGGUUUGGCUUUACAACCAUGCAGGAAGUUAACACAGACUCCCAGGUAAAAGUUGGUGGUUGUUGGAUGGCGGUUGUCCGACUGUGUUUUCCCCAGAUGCUAUGUAUGAUGCUGAUGUGAAAGACCAUUUUUUUGUCAGUGUCUGACACCAGAAGUCACUGAACAAGCACCAGUAUUCAAUGACUUUACAGACUUAGGGCUCUAGUUUCCCGGCGCAGCGCAGGGUGGUGAACCCCGCGCAGAGCUAUUUUCGAGCAGCGCAACCCGAGGCGCACUCAGUUUGGUAGUUUGGCAGACCGAGGUGCGCUGAGAUGGGUGUGGCGGCGCAGCAGGGGGAGGUGUCCACAGAUCCAGCUUGGCGCAGUGACAGUUUAGUGCCAAAAGGCUUCGCCGAAGGUGCGCUAAAAGCUCGCCAGCUGAAACCAGGUCUACUGUCAGCGCAGGCGGAGUGCAGCCAGUGUAAGCCGAAGUUUGGCUGACCGGCGGACAGUGCGCACACGUCACCAAAACCUCACAGGCAGGUUUCCAGAAUAUCAGGCACAUUAACAAUGCAAUAAAUAGCCAAAAAAACACUAUUCAAUGCAACUAUCUGCAGUCAGCAUGUAAAUGUAUCUCUAUAUCGACUGUCCCGUCACAUCUGAUGUCAGAUCAAAGGGGAUUGGCACCAUUUGGCACCGUUUGGCACGUUUGGCACACGUAAUGGAAACCCAACCUGAUUUGAUUAACACAGCUGCAAAUUAAUGAGUACACAUCCCUCUCAGCCAACCACAAACAGCCACAGCAUCAGAUAGGGAGUAUAUAUUCAGCAUCUGUCAUCUUAGAAAAGUCAAAAGAAAAGAAACUGAGUGAGACUGCAAGAGAGAAAGACAACGCGCACGCACGAGAGAAACGCAACAUUGAUUUACGAUUGUGGUGACCUCCUCCCAGGCUACCUUUGCAUCAUCAGCCCGUGGAGGUCUGCUCGCAGUUCCGUAUAUUCGGACACUACGAGCUUGGACCUCCUGGACCAAAACAUCAGUUUCCUCCUGGGAGAAUUUUGGCCAUCUGACACUGCUGCUCUGUUCUGCAAUGGCGAAUUGAGUAAACUCUCAUUACGCCUUAGUGCGGCGCAUUUAAGGGCGAGGAGAGGGGCUCAUUUGAUUGGUGAGAUGUGUAAAACCCACU
Messenger RNA from Epinephelus fuscoguttatus (brown-marbled grouper), 4596 nucleotides. Its product is annotated as solute carrier family 35 member D3. Gene Ontology annotation, cellular component: Golgi apparatus. Bases 658 to 1986 code for a protein of 442 amino acids. NCBI's taxonomy places the organism in Eukaryota, Metazoa, Chordata, Actinopteri, Perciformes, Serranidae. The record is from RefSeq and is a predicted model, not a curated record. Gene Ontology annotation, molecular function: antiporter activity. The transcript is spliced from 4 exons.